UGCGUCUCAGCCAAGACCAACAGGGGACACUUGGAAAUUUGCGCCCAGGAGGACAGUUCGCCAGUACGCAUCGAGAUGAAAGGGUUUACAGUGAACAAUGUCUGCCAGUGUGGCUUAUUUACGUACCUCUUCUUGUUUUCGUUCGUCUCUUUCACUACUGCAGUUAGUUUCGACCUGACUGAGCUAAGGAAUAAAGUUGCAAAAAUCAAAGUGAAUCCAAGAGGCAAUCUUUGGGCGACAGGACAUUUCAUGGGUAAGAAGAGCGUGAUGGAUGCCCCCCUCCUGCCCUCAGCUGAGGAGCAGGGUAUUGAUGCUCUGGAAGUCGCCCUUCCUGCGCGGCAGAGCGCGCUCGGAGAGCUUUUCCAAGAGUUUCUGCGGGUGGCGUUGCAAGCUCAGGUGGAUACGCAAGAGAGCCGCUCGAAAAAUCAGGAGGGGGACCUGUUGAUGAAGAUUUUAGAAAACUACAUCCAGAGCAGAAAGUGAAGAAGGCUAUGAAAAAUGUGGCGCGCAUGAACACGGAUCCGAGGUCACCUGGCCUCGUGGGUUAAAAUAAAUGAAUCAGAAACAGUCUACAGUCUCCUGCUCAUCAUGAUUGUAAUUCGGGCUGCUGUAAAUGCCACUCAGCCUACAACUCAUGUUCCAUGUGCAAUACAGCAUUUACCAAUUUAUUUUGAUGAAUAUAUAUAUAUUAAACUGUCUUGUCGUUAAUUUAGUUGUUUAUAUGAAAUAAAAUACUUAUUUGCAAUA
Mugil cephalus (flathead mullet) is the source of this 747-nucleotide messenger RNA. It is a transcript of the gene nmbb, whose product is annotated as neuromedin Bb. The record is from RefSeq and is a predicted model, not a curated record. Gene Ontology annotation, biological process: neuropeptide signaling pathway; positive regulation of hormone secretion. Gene Ontology annotation, molecular function: neuromedin B receptor binding; neuropeptide hormone activity. The transcript has 3 exons. Gene Ontology annotation, cellular component: neuron projection. Bases 76 to 483 code for a protein of 135 amino acids. Lineage: Eukaryota; Metazoa; Chordata; Actinopteri; Mugiliformes; Mugilidae.